Molecule: messenger RNA, 149 nt
Organism: Racocetra fulgida
Lineage: Eukaryota; Fungi; Glomeromycota; Glomeromycetes; Diversisporales; Gigasporaceae
Source: the annotation of a GenBank genome assembly
UGGACCUCUUUUUCAACAUUACUUGGUUGAUGCUUAUAUUAAAGUAGAAGAGACUAGAUUAAAUUAUUUAUGUCUAAAUCAAGUUACUCUUCAAUUAGAAACUUAUAAUGAAUUAACAGAUUAUCUAGAAACUGCAGCUAAUGAACAUA